CAGAUACAUUUGGAGCGCGCAGAGCGCACGCACGACAAGUUUGUUUUUGUGUCGCGCUCGGUUCGCUGUCUGUGUUUUGGCACAUGUGGAAAAACCAACAUGUCAGACGAAGAAGGACAGACGUGUUACACGAUCGAGGUAGUGCUGGGAGACGAUACCGAGAGCAACGUUAGUGUCUCUGACUCGUCGUCAGAGGAUGAAGAUCUUUUGUAUCCUGACGACACGGAAGACACUCGUGAUUUAGAUUACGUUCCCCCGCCAUCGUCAAGUGAUGAUGAGGAUGAGGAUUGUGAGUCGCCCCUAACCAGUUUUCCAAGACCACCUCCAACAAGGCGGAAAACAAAAGCACGUCGUCAUCGCUGCUCGCCGCCAGUAGAUUUACAAACGUCACAGUCAACUCAAACAGAGCCAUCAGCGUCUUCCGCCACCUCUCAGUGGAAGAAAGCGCGCUGCUCCACCCUGGUAGAUGUACAACCCUCACAGUCACCUCAACCAGGCCCAUCAGCACCUACUCCCACCUCUCAGCAGGAGAAAGCACGCUGCUCCACCCCAGAAGAUGUACAUCCCUCACUAUCACCUCAAUCAGGCUCAUCAACAGCUACCCCCACCUCUCAGCGGAAGAGAGCACGCUCUCCGGGAAGUUCUACUCCAUCUAGGAAAUCGUCUAGAAAAAGGAGGUUGACAUUUGCAGAGAAUGGGGACGGGGACGGGGACAAGUGGCAAGACAGAGAGGAGGAGGACAUCAAACCCACUCCUCUCAGAUUUAUGCCGGCCCAGAAACCUGGCCCCACAUUUGACACCAGCACAGCAUGGUCUCCACUCAGCCUCUUCCAGCUUUUCUUCUCUGCUUCUGUGGUCAAAACAAUCAUUGAAAACACAAAUGCCAACGCUGCCAAAAGGAAGGAAGCUGGGUUGAAGUUCAAGUGGGAAGAGCUCACGGUGAAGGACUUUUACACAUUUUUAGCCAUCAUUGUUUACACUGGCCUUGUGUCAGUCCACCACAGGGCAGAUUACUGGAGGCAGCAAUGGCCAUACAACUUCUCCUUCCCCAAGGAAAAGAUGUCCCGGGACCGCUUUGAGGCCAUUUUGUGGUCACUUCAUCUGAGUGACCCAAAGGAAGAUGUAGAAAAUGAAAAGAAAAGGAACACCGCCAACUACGACAGACUUUUCAAAAUAAAGCCCUUGUACAACGAGAUGGUGAGUGCCUGCAAAGCCAAUUUCCAGCCCUAUCAGAAUCUGUCCAUUGAUGAGCGGAUGGUUGCCAGCAAAGCGCGCAUCAGCAUGAAGCAGUAUGUCAAGAACAAGCCCACAAAAUGGGGUUACAAACUUUUUGUGCUGGCUGAUUCAUCUAUAGGCUACACGUGGAAUUUUAACGUGUACACAGACAAAACUGAGUCCCCCAUGGUCCACAGUCUGAGUUACACAGCUGUGAUGAACCUUAUGGUUUUUCCUCUCCUCGGUAGUGGCUACACAUUGUACACUGACCACUCUUACACAAGCCCCACUCUCUUCACAGAUUUGUCCAAAAAGAACAUUGGCUGUUGUGGGACUAUCAAGAAACAUCACAAUGGCUUCCCACAGACCGAGACCAACGACCUGCCCAAAAAGGCAGAAAGGGGGGACAUUCGUUGGAUGAGGAAUGGCAAACUCCUCUUCGUGAAGUGGAUGGACACGAGAGAGGUUUCCAUGUGCUCCACAGUGCAUCGGUCCUACAGUGGGCAGACGGUGAAGAGAAGAGUGAAGGAGGCCGGCGUGUGGAAAUUCAAAUCCAUACCUGUUCCGGACUGCGUCUUGGACUACAAUAAGCACAUGGGUGGUGUGGAUUUGUCUGAUGCGCUGAUUGGAUUUUACUCUGUCCGCCGAAAGACAAUGAAGUGGUACAAGAGUUUUUUUUUCCACUUUAUGGACAUUGCCGUUGUCAACAGUUUCCUCUUACACACGGAGCUGUUCAAGUUCAGGAAGGACUCCACCCUGAAAAAGCCCCUCAGUCAGAAGAUCUUCAGGGAGCAUUUGGUGAAGAACAUGAUGGAGUUUGCUGGGGCAUCCGUAGAGACGCCACCACGGCCCCGCACCACUUGCAUGCCCUUAUUCUAUGACAACGGGGAGGGAAGGGCCAGGAAGCACUGCAAGAAGUGUCAAAAUGAUGGGAUAUCCAGGGUGAAGACAGCAGUGUAUUGUAGGAAAUGUAAUGUUCCUCUCUGCCUCUCUUCAAAGAAGAACUGCUUCCAGCUGUGGCAUGAUGGAAAGAAAGAUCGUUUGUAAAUAAAUGGACAAUGUGUAUCAUGUGUUUUAGUAGUGUAAAUAGCUGUUUUUCCACUUUGAUAAAAAAAAAUAAAUCUGUUUGAUUUUUCAA
Molecule: messenger RNA, 2353 nt
Organism: Solea senegalensis (Senegalese sole)
Lineage: Eukaryota; Metazoa; Chordata; Actinopteri; Pleuronectiformes; Soleidae
Product: piggyBac transposable element-derived protein 4-like
Exons: 2
Coding region: 100-2262 (720 amino acids)
Source: RefSeq, a predicted model, not a curated record